This is a messenger RNA of Bipolaris oryzae ATCC 44560, 2466 nucleotides long. RefSeq lists its product as uncharacterized. The transcript is spliced from 2 exons. The record is from RefSeq and is a predicted model, not a curated record. Gene Ontology annotation, molecular function: protein binding. NCBI's taxonomy places the organism in Eukaryota, Fungi, Ascomycota, Dothideomycetes, Pleosporales, Pleosporaceae. The coding region runs from base 1 to 2466 and encodes 821 amino acids.
AUGACACCCAUCACCCCGCUGGAGCCGGGCAUGGAAAUGUUUGAAAGGGGAAAAGCAUCGUCCCUUUUCUCCGCCGCUCUAACGGCCCGCUCCUCGCUCGAGCGUCCGCUUUCUCACAUCAGCGUCGCCUAUACCGACAUUGAGGACGACUCAAGCGAAUUCGAGGAGUUUGGCGGCUCUUCUAGCGACAACCGACGAAGUCAAACAACAAUAUCAACAUUUGAAGAAGUGACUACCCCAGGAGAAGACAUCCGACCACAGUUUGCUUUUUGGCCAGAACCCAAGCCAGUAGAAGGCCCAAAGGGUCCACAUCUGUUUCGUGCUUCGCAGUCCUCAAACGAGUUUCCAUAUGAUGAUGCGCUGCAGCUGUCUCCCUUGCUACCAAAGCACACACCACUUCGCCAUCAAACUGCAUUCCGCGAGGCAACUCCAGAAACAAUUGUGCCCCAAAUAGAGUACAACAACAUCGCCCUCGCCGUAGCCCACCUCGACAAUGCCGAAGUGCGUGCUUGGACUUCUCAAGACGUGGCUACCUGGAUGUACCAGAAUGGAUUUGAAGACGACAUCAUUGACAAGUUCAUCGGACACGACAUCACGGGCGCCGUCCUCCUAGAUAUGCAGUUUGAUGAUCUAAAAGAGUUGGAGAUCCAGUCCUUUGGCAAGAGACAUCAGCUAUGGAAUCAGAUCGACUCCCUCCGCACCGCAGAAGGUCUCAUCUCUCCCACCGCCCCUGCCGCCAUCCCAACCCCGUUUGAAGACAUCGAACGCCCUUGCAAAGAGGCAAGAAACAGAUCAAAGAGCAAGGGUCGGAAAGCUAGUCGCCGUGACAAGUCGCGCGGCCGCAAUCUAGGAGACGAUCUCAUCACGCCUGCCCACUCCGUCUCGAUUGUCGCCAUUGAACAGCUACUGCCCAAGCCUCACGUGUGCGCAAAGGGUGAACGGUGCUCCAAGUGGAAGAAGCAACAAAGGCAGCUCGCCAGACUCCAACAGGAACACGGCUUUCCCAUCUCUCCCGAAAAGGGCGGCCACAUCUUUAUUGCUGGCGAUCCUGGCAACGCCCAAACUGCAAGUCAUGCUGUCGAGAACGUCCACCGCCCCAACUCAGAAUCCGCGCCCUCCGUUGUGGUCCCGUCUGUGGUUGCAUCGUCUGACGUGCUAGGCCCUGGCCAGCUACCAGACUUUUCCCUCCAAGAUCUGCAAAAGUUUGAGCAACGCGACCCACAAGACAAUGUGCGACAGUUCCUCACCCUACAGGGCCAGCAGCAACCUUAUCAGACCGCUACUCCAAUCGAAGCGCCUCCCACCCCGCCUGCCGAGAUAUACCCACCCCGUCCAUUCUUGGUGAUACCACAGCAACAGUACUGCCCGCCGGUUUCGGCCUUCUCCGCAUCUACAUCGGCACAUACCACUGGGUCGUUCGAGCCAUUCGCACACACCCCGUCGACCCCAGCUCUCCACCCUCCAGAGUUCAUACCAGCGCCUCACUCGAACCUCAAGAGCCUUCCUAAAUUGACCAUUCCCCCGGCACGUGCAAUGUCUGUCCAGCCUGGCGGCAACCCACGUAGCGGUGCUCCGGUACCCCAAUACCUCGCACCGGACAGCGCCUUUUCGCCUUGUAGGACGGCUUCACCGGGUGGGGUUUACCGAUUCGGUACGCCUUUCUCCGAGAUGGAUGUACCUGUGACCGCCGUGCAACCAGAGCCUCUCAGCCGCGACACAAGCCAGUCCGUGCCCCCAAACAUGCAGUACCAGCCCCAACUCCACAGGUCUGGCUCGCGUCACGACCGGCGACGCCCAUCACUGCCCAUGCCAGCGCUAGCCGAAGAGCGCGUGUUCAGCCCAACCGCCCACUCAGAUGACGACACUUUGCGCGAAACCAUCUUCGAUGACUCAGUUAGCCCCGUUGACAGUGCCAGCUCAUCACCGCUCAAAGCCACCAAGCAAUUUGACAUGGAGGCCCAAGACACCGUUGCACCUCUUCAUAAGGGUGGCUUCGUGUACAAGGGCGUCAACCACCAUGGUUGGAUGAAGAAGCGCCGGACCAAACUCUUGCGCCACGAAUGGCAAGACCACCACUUCAGGCUCCAGGGCACGCUACUAGCCAUGCACCCCAAUGAGCUUCCUUCCUCAUCUGCCCUGCAAACCAUUGAUGUAGAUGACUAUGCUGUAGCAUGCUCGUCACUAGCUUCAAACAAGCUCUCAAGCAAGCUCAGGGCCCUCAAGCUCUCUUCGGGCCAUCACAAGGACAAGUCGGCUGCCAACGCGCCUGCUUUUGAGUUUCAGCUUGUGCCCACCGCUCCUGGCAAAGGCGAUGUCAAGAAGCUAAUGCCUAACGGCAAGGUUCAACACUUUGCCGUCACUACCAAAGACCAGAGGAUCGACUGGAUGCGCGAGCUCAUGUUGGCCAAAGCUUUGAAGGCCAAAAACGACGGCUAUCAAGUCAAUGUCAAUGGUGCUAACAUGUAG